CUGGACUUCAGCAGGACCUGCCUGGUUAGACGAAUCACUUUGUCAUCUCAACUGAGACCAUGGAACAGGAGGUGCCUAUGACCUCAGCCUCCCUUACACCUGCUGCAGCAAAACACGAGUCUGUGCUAGCCCACGACCCAUCAGUGGAACCUGGAGAUGGCAACAAAGAGCGCAUCCUGGCUGGGGCACGGGCCAGCAGCAAGAGAACCUCCUUGAAAAGUUCCAGUAGAACCUCCUGGAAGAUCUCCAAGAACCCUACAGAUAGCAGAACACCCAUGAGUUCUCCUCAAGUCAAAUCCCAGGCAUCCCCCUCUGCACAGCAUCUACAGACCAGAAGCUAUAGUAAACAGAGUCUCCGGGCCAAAACUCCUUCUGCAUGGCGUCAUCUCACCAGAGAAGAAGGAGAAGAAGGCCGGGAUGUCUCAGGUGCCAAGGAACCAGCAGUGGGGCAACAUCAAAGAGGGAGGUCAGGAAGUCUCCUACAUCUUGCAAAGUCUACCCAGAAGGAGGCAAAAAGUGUCCAAGCCUACUCAGAUGGCAAAGAACCAGUAGCAGGGCAACAUCGACCGCUGGGGCCCAGGAUGCCUGGAUCUCCCCGAAAGACCACCAAGACCAGCCACAAGGAAGCGAGGGAAUUCCGGAAUGGCUUAAGUGCAAAGGAAUCCUUAGCAUCAAUAGGGCAAGACGUGAAAGCAGAGGGGAAGCUCUUUCAGGAGAAUAAAAGCAGCAUAAUCCCAAUUAACAUCAAACACAAGUUCGGGAGCAGCAUCGUGGAUGAGCUCGUCACCGAGGAGCAGGCGCGUCGUGCUCUGUGUGAGGCUGGACUGAUCGAGGGGCAAAAACGACUCAGCAACCGGGCCCCUAAGACACCAGAGAAUCCCAUGGCCACCACAUCCUUUGCUGAUUAUUAUGAACUGGGAUACAACCUAAGGUCAAACAUCUUCCAAGGUGGCCCAAUAGAGAGUAAGAGCCUGAUGAAGGAUUCCUAUACCCCAGAUGUGAUUCAAAGGGCAGUCAGAGACCCCAAGCACUGGCAUGGAAGGAAAACCGAUGACCUAGGACGAUGGCACCAGAAAAAUGCCCUAAACCUUAACCUGCAAAAAGCUUUGGAGCAGAAAUACGGAGAGAAGACCAAAGGUACCAAAUCCUAGAAGGCAAAAGACAGAGAAGCAAAGCGCUCUCCGAAAGGGACCCUGCUCUCCCUAGCGCUAGAAUAAACCUCCGUGCAGCCUC
Messenger RNA from Malaclemys terrapin pileata, 1233 nucleotides. RefSeq names its product testis expressed 33 (gene CIMIP4). The transcript is spliced from 6 exons. The record is from RefSeq and is a predicted model, not a curated record. The coding region runs from base 60 to 1151 and encodes 363 amino acids. NCBI's taxonomy places the organism in Eukaryota, Metazoa, Chordata, Testudines, Emydidae.